This is a messenger RNA of Harmonia axyridis, 670 nucleotides long. RefSeq names its product U6 snRNA-associated Sm-like protein LSm2. The record is from RefSeq and is a predicted model, not a curated record. NCBI's taxonomy places the organism in Eukaryota, Metazoa, Arthropoda, Insecta, Coleoptera, Coccinellidae. Gene Ontology annotation, cellular component: precatalytic spliceosome; catalytic step 2 spliceosome; P-body. Gene Ontology annotation, biological process: mRNA splicing, via spliceosome. Bases 156 to 443 code for a protein of 95 amino acids. Gene Ontology annotation, molecular function: RNA binding. The transcript is spliced from 4 exons.
CAUAACCUAACUUUUAAAAUUUGGUUCAUAGAUUAUAAUUACAAUCUCUCAGGAUUUGAAUUUUUUAUCGCAUUUCUAAUAGGAAAUAAAUUGCAGAAAAAGUACGAAAAGAAUUUAGGUUAUAAUUGUAUCUAGCUACAUUUUUGAAACUCAAUAUGCUCUUCUACUCAUUUUUCAAGUCCCUAGUAGGAAAAGAUGUGGUUGUGGAACUCAAAAAUGAUCUGAGUAUUUGUGGCACUCUACACUCAGUCGACCAAUAUUUGAAUAUAAAGCUAACGGAUAUUAGUGUAACAGAUACAGAUAAAUAUCCACACAUGCUCUCUGUAAAAAAUUGUUUCAUUAGAGGAUCAGUUGUUCGAUAUGUUCAAUUACCUGCAGAUGAAGUAGACACACAGCUUUUACAAGAUGCAGCUCGUAAAGAAUCAGCAGUGCCAACUAGAUAGUAAUAAGUAAUUCAAGAAAAACUUGAUGAGACUACCAUCAAGGCUCACAGGAUGUUCAUCAUUACUUGUGAAUAUUUCAAACUAAAUGAACUCAUUUUUGUUUAUUUUUUAGGAAGUAAUAUGAUCUUUUGGAAGUUGGAUUGUCUUUGUAUUGAUUGAAAAUUUAAGUAUAAAAUUCAUUGAUAACAUUUUAGUUUGAGAUCACAAUAAAGCUUAUAUCAUUUCAA